GGACUCAGGAAGGAAACACCUGAAGGAGCCUUUAAAGCCUCGGAAGGUUUAACCUUGUUGAAUAAGUCUGUGCUAAGCUGGUUUGAUAACUUGCUGAAAAUGGGUUUUGCACCGGUGGUGGACCUGCGGGAGUUUCAGCUGGAAGGUCACAUCGUGGUGGUUCCAGCUGAUCCACCCUUGAGACUGCUCCCAAACCUAAACGAUUUCCUUAAUCUUUUAGCUGUUCUGCUCAGGCCUUUUGAAGGUAGGGUUGAGAGAAAUGAUGAUGAGAGAAAUGAUGAUGAGAGAAAUGAUGAUGAGAGAAAUGAUGAUGAGAGAAACGUUGGUGAUGAUGAUGAUGAGGAGGAUAGUGAUGAUGAGGAGGUUGAGUUUGAAGAUGUUAGUUCUCUUUCGGCAUUUGGUGAGUCUCUUGAGGUAUCUAGCGAGGUUUCUGGGUAUGACACCGUGAGCUCUGAGGAAGAAGAGGUUGAUGAAGAUGAGGACGACCUUCCACCACAAUGUCGCUUUGCCCAGACGAUUCCUCUACACUUCAGACUCCCAUGGAACCAUGACCUGCAGGAAGAGCCUCUGGACCGUCCAGAUGAGGAGUCCGUUUCAGAAGAUGAAGGAGAGGUCAGUGUUGAUGACGUGUCAGAGGAGUCAGAUGUUAGUUCUUUUUCGGCAUUUGGUGAGUUGCUUGAGGUAUCUAGCGAGGUUUCUGGGUAUGACACAGUGAGCUCUGAGGAAGAAGAGGUUGAUGAAGAUGAGGACGACCUUCCACCACAGUGUCGCUUUGUCCAGACGAUUCCUCCACACUUCAGACUCCCAUGGAACCAUGACCUCCAGGAAGAGCCCUUAGAGUGUCAAGAAGAGAACUCACUUCGAGGGACCUCCCCACAUUACCAGGAAAGUGUUGAACUGGACCCGGCUCCCUCAACAUCUGGCCCCUGCGUCUCCAGAAAGAGGACAAGGGAGGGAUGUGCUGAAGAGGAACUCCCUGCCAAGAGGAUUAGUCGUUAGAGAAGAGCUAUUUCCUUCAUGAACCUUUUCUAUCAACCUUUGGCAUUAGCUAAUUACCCACCUGGAAACAUAUCUGUGGAUAAUAUCUGGAGAUAAUUUCUGGAGAUAAUUUCUUUAUUGGUUGUGUUUUAAAGCCGAUGGCUUUCUAGCAGGACUGGUGAUGCCUUCGGUAGCGACUUGCGCCGAGGCUUUUCUUUAUCCCGCUGCUAGGUUUUGGUUUUUAGAUAUUAAGGAGUCUGGCAGGACUGGUGAUGCCUUCGGUAGCGACUUGCA
Girardinichthys multiradiatus is the source of this 1272-nucleotide messenger RNA. Its product is annotated as zinc finger protein hangover-like. The coding region runs from base 100 to 999 and encodes 299 amino acids. The record is from RefSeq and is a predicted model, not a curated record. The transcript has 2 exons. NCBI's taxonomy places the organism in Eukaryota, Metazoa, Chordata, Actinopteri, Cyprinodontiformes, Goodeidae.